AUGUUGGCGCGAGGCACCCCCUCUUCUUCUGGUUCGAAUGACAGUUCACUGGUCUUGGAUUCAAACAGUGGAGACAGACCACAUGGCGUUCUUACUAAGCAACUGUCAUCUGCGUCUUUGUUUACAAGCAAGUCUCGCGGUAUGUCCACGGGAAUAAUUAUGAGUCCGUCUAAAGUAUAUGCGUUCAAACAAUCGUUAGCUAACCAUUCUGAUAAUGUCUCGAGAAUACUUCUCUCGAGCAAAGAAUCUUUAGAUAAAAGAAGGGAAAUAGAGUCGGCUUUCAGGACCUGCCGCGAGGCUUUCUCUGAGCUCUCCGCGGUAUACUUAGCAUUGCUAGAGAAAGAGAACAAUGCCGUUACGAUUGAAUCGGUCAAAGAAAUGAUAACGGAUGCAGUUUCUAAGAUGCGUUCAGACACUCUGCUGCAUCGAUCGGCCGGACUUAUGUCCGAGGAUGGCUCUGCACCUUCCGUCUCGUAUGCUGCUGCUGUGAAAUCUGCGAGUUCUAUUCGUGUUGCUCGUGGUCCUACUGUCGCCGUCAAGAAGUCCACGGAUAUUCUCAUCGUACCUAAUAAAGAUCAAGGAUGCAAAUACUCAUCGUCUAGUGAGACUAAGGAGGCUUUAAAGAGGAUUAUCAAGCCGGCGAAUUUUAACUUGAAAGUGAACAAAAUAACUUCUACGCGUAACAACGGUGUUCGUAUUGAGGCUGCGACGGUUGAUCUGCCAAAAAUUAAAGAUUCGGCCGAGCUUGCGAAAGCAGGACUUAAGGUGAAACAGAUUGCUAAAUCAAAUCCUAGAUUGAUUGUUCACGGGGUACCUAUUGGACUUAACAAAGAAAUUAUUAGAUCAGAGCUUAUUGAUCUGAAUCUGAAUUCGCAUGACUCGCCUGAAGUCAAGGUCAUAUAUAUAUUUCCACCCAAGACGGAUCGUACUACUACCAGUUGUAUAAUUGAGGUACCGCCUGAUGUACGAACCAUGUUGCGUCGCGAGCAACAUGUCUAUAUUAAUUUUUCAUCGUGUGUCUUCGAGGAUUACGUGCGAGUGCUUCAAUGUUAUAAAUGUUUGGCAUUUGGUCAUCUGGCUAAGAAUUGUAAGGGUGCAGCUCUAUGUGGUCAUUGCGCGGGCGAUCACGAAAUGAGAGAUUGUCAUGCGAAGAGUGAAGCUACCACUUGCGGGAACUGCAGAAGAUGGUUGCAUAGUGAAUCAACACACUCUGCACUUGACGGGAAGAAUUGUCCGAUAUUGAUAAAAAGGCUGCAGGAAAAGAUUAAAAAUAUAAAUUAUGAACAAUUCUCGUAA
Molecule: messenger RNA, 1296 nt
Organism: Pseudomyrmex gracilis
Lineage: Eukaryota; Metazoa; Arthropoda; Insecta; Hymenoptera; Formicidae
Exons: 1
Coding region: 1-1296 (431 amino acids)
Molecular function (GO): nucleic acid binding; zinc ion binding
Source: RefSeq, a predicted model, not a curated record